GGGGAAGAAUCAAGGCAGUCCAAAACCUCAACACGGAUCCCUCAAUACAAGGCUCCAUUUGAAGAGUCGUAAAAUAUUGUAUAUUUUUUCUUACAAAAGUAGAUAUAUAGAUCUAGUUGGUCAUUUAUUGACAAGAAGCUCACUAGACCCGUGCACCGUUCAUCUUGAGGUUCUACUUUCUUUUGCGGAGUAAUUGGCUGAAGUUGCCGUCAUUGGCUGACGUAUAGAUCUAGCCUACUGGUUGGGUUCAGUCGGAGUGUUUUGGACAAGCUCGGUAGAGUCAAGCUGCUGACGCUCGGUAUUCUCAGUUAAUACACUCUCGUUGUGAUCGACAGCUGUUCUACUUGGGGGUUUUUUCGUCGUUGUGAUCUCACCAAAGAAAUCAAGAUGGUUGAGGGAGGAAUGAAAUGUAUCAAGAUUCUUCUUUUCGUGUUCAACCUGCUCUUUGUGAUUGCAGGCAUUGGCCUGAUUGCCACAGGAGCUUAUGUGAACAUCAAGAUGGAUGAGUACUAUGACUUCUUUGGCAAAGAAUACCUGGGACCAGGCAUAUUAGUCAUCAUCGUUGGUGUUCUGAUAUUCUUAAUUGCCUUCUUCGGAUGUUGCGGAGCAAUCAGAGAGAACUACUGCUUGACCAUGACAUUUGCUGUGAGUCUGGCCAUUAUCUUCAUCCUGGAGAUUGCUGGUGGAAUCACUGGAUUUGUUCUCAGAGACAAGAUUGAGGAUGACGUUAAGGGAGUGCUUACAGAUGCCAUGAGGAAUUACAAUGAAUCACACCAUGAAGGUGUUACAAAAAGCUGGAACAAACUUCAAGAGGAGUUUAGCUGCUGUGGUGUCAACAACUACACCGACUGGAACACCACAAGAGGCUUGAGUGCUCCCCCAGUUUCUUGCUGUGCUAAAAUCCCCUGCACACCUUCCUUCGAUGAUCCGAGCUCAAUUUACACCGAUCCAUGCGCUGGCCAGAUUGAAGACUGGUUGAAGGGAAAAGUGGCUAUCAUUGGCGGAGUUGGCAUUGGUCUGGCGUUCGUGCAGGUUGUAGGUGUUAUGUUUGCUUGCUGCUUGGCCAGAGCUAUCAGGAAAGAGUAUGAGGUGGUGUAAUGGUCUUGCCCAAGAUUACUACAGUCUCAUCAAGAGCAUUUUUUUAACUCUCCACCGGAGCUCAAGGACUAAAAGAAAACAUCUUUAUUUUCGCACAAGGAAAUCAGAGCACAUGAUGAUUACUGGAAAAUCCCAGGACAAAGACUUUCUCGAAAGUGUUGAUUCAAAUUUGUGGUUGUAUCACUUCAAGGUGCUUAUUUUCUGAAGAAAGGAUUACAUUUGAAAAUAAAAUAAUAAUCAAGGUUCAUAUUCAAAGGAAGUACUUCUGUUUGGAUCUUUGGCUGCAACACUUUUCUCAGUGCGAUUGAACCUGAAUUUUUGUGAAAAAUAGGAGCUGCCUGGCGAAAUUUUUGUUCUACCAGCAAUUUCCAGAGAGAUAUUUUGACUCAUUUUUUCAUCAACAUUGAAGCCAUUGUUCAUAAUUCACGUUUGUUUUGGUGACCACAUCUAAGUCAUAUAAAUAGUUGUGUGUUCAGGUGUCAGUGUGAAUGUGUUGCUGUGCUCUGUUGUUUGGCAGAUGCUUACUGUGGUGAGUGUGUGGCUCCGCUAUACCUUCUUAACUUGGCAUACAUGCCUGACUUAAUCGAAAUCCAUGGACAUUGCUGAGCCCAGUUUUCUGGGGAGCAAAUUCAUUAAAUAAACCCACUGAGGCCUUAAGUGUCCUUUCAUUUUUCUAUCUACAAAAGCCAAAGAUAGGCAGAUGGCUGUCAUAACUUACUGUAUUUCUUUUUAAGAAAAAGGAGAUCUUAACCCUUGCUUGCUUAAUUCACUAGGUACUUAAACAGAUCAGCUAAUAGCAAACAACUGCUGUGGAAAAACUGUGUUGUUAUGGUUUAAGGGAAAUGCUAUGUUGGCGUGUUUGGUGAUUGCUUAUUUUCUGUGACAAAUUGAUGUCUCACAAAACAUUGUUGGUCUGCUUAUUUAGUUUACUUUCAAGGUGAAAUGCUUCUGCAUUAUUUUUGCCUCUUAUGAUAAAUACUUAACUUAAUGUAAUGCUGCACAUGAUAUCUGUGGCUUUGAAAGUCAAAGCAGUUUGAAAGAAGUGUUUGUCAGUGUGGUCAAUGAUUAAUUUUGUACAACACUUUCCGUAUAAUCAUUCCACUGUUUCAUCCAGUCCAAAACUUCCAUGGCACCCACCCUAUAAUUGUUUUUGAGUUUUUUUGCCACAAAUUUCCAGACUCAGCUAGAUACCUAUUCAGAAAAAUAUAAAAUCAAUACUGUUUGUUUCUGGGCAAGGGAAAAACACUAGGCUUUCCCCUUUUUGUUUUGUUUAUGUGGUUGUUGGUUUUUUUUUUUUUAGAGAGUUUGGGUAAAUCAUUGUGUAUGGGACCAUGGAUGAUUUGCAUGUUUGUUGUUUUUGUUGAUUGGUGUCUUGCAUUUUGUGACUUAAAAUGUACAAUUGCAGUAGAUGCUGUUGUUACUACUAGAGAAAAGUGUACCUCUUUCUUCUUAUGUUAAUAUUUUUCUUUUUUUGAACUGGCAUAUAUGGAUCUUAAGAAAAAUAAUUUCAUAAUAAUUGAAUGGUUUUCCCUCCUUUACAGAUGUGUACAUCUUUAAUUGAGAUUCAAGAAAGGUAGACUAGUGUGUGACUGUUAAUAGUAUUACAUCCAUUACGCUUUCUUUUUCAUCAUGCUGAUGUAAUUUUCUGCUUACCUCAUUUGUUUGCUGAAACUUUUGGUUUUCUAUGUGUGUUUGUUAGUGUAGUCCCCAUCUCUCUUUUAAGUGAACACUGUACCCUGCAAAGGCAUGGUCAGAAAGUCACGGGCUUUGUUGAAAUAUAUGGUUUAUAUGUUUACACAAUUUUGCUGUGAAAUCUUUGGCGUUCGUUAAAUACUUGAUGGAUGUCCCAGGUGAUGUACUUUCUUUUUUUUUCUUCUUAUGGGGAUUUUAAAAGCCACAAAUCUUUUGACUUUGAAAAUGUCCAACUUUCAUACUGCUUUUUUUUUUCUGACAAGUUUUGCAUGCUACUUAUACAUGUAUCAAAUAUAUUUUUUUAAUAACUUAAGUGGGAUAACAUCUUCUACCUGUAGAUUUUUCUGAUUGUAAUUUGGAUUCUCUCUCCCCCCACCCCUUCCCACAUACAUUAAGACAUUCAUAGCUCCUCGACAAUGGGCAGGUUUUUAUCUUUGAUGAAACUGCAAGACCCUCAUUCAGUGAAAUGUCAGUUUAUGGAGAUGGGCUGGGUUGUCUUGUUAUCACUCCUGAAUUUGAGUGAUUUAGACCCCCAUUCUAAAACUCAAGGAACUGUCUUAAUAUAUCAGAACCGGCCCUUGAAUAUUUUUAGAUUUGGUGCAGACAUGAUCCAAUCCCUGUCGCCCUAAGCAUUGAAUGGAGGCUCAUCAGUGAGGCUGAAGCUGAGUUCCCAGUAUGGGGCAGUGAUAAGCGCUGGUGUUGUGCUUUCUUCAUAAUUUUCAUCACUCUUUAGUUGAGGUCCUGUCCCUUGUUCGUGGAGAGCUCAAAAGAUUGUCCUAUGAUAUUCAAUUUCUUGUGGUUGUGGGUACCUGUUAAUCUACUACUUCUGAUGCUAACAUAGGGGAGUAGGGGGGGGGGGGAGGCCUAGCUUCAUAUGAUGAACCAAAGCGGUCCACGCACGUCAAAUUCGUCAUCCUGUGAUUACAGUUUGUGGUCUUUUUUUUUCCCUUUAUUUUGUAUACCUCCGAGUGUGUUACUUUACUUACAAUCAAUCCUGUUAUCCCAAAUCCCUUUUUCUUUACAAGAACUUAUUCAGUCGCAUCUGAUGAAGCUCAUUUUUUCUGAUAUUUGGUCACAUUUGUCCGAACUCUUUUGGAUUGGGUAAACUUUACUGGCUCAUUGAUGAAGUAUUAUAUAUGCAUGGAAUUGCUAAGAAUUUUUUUUAUUAUGAAACAGUGAGUUCUCAUUCCUGGAGGCCUUUACUUAUUGAAGAAAUGUUCAAGAUUAUAUUGGGAAAAAUAAAAUAGACUUAGAUUAGAACACACACA
This is a messenger RNA of Aplysia californica (California sea hare), 4058 nucleotides long. Its product is annotated as CD63 antigen. Gene Ontology annotation, cellular component: membrane. The record is from RefSeq and is a predicted model, not a curated record. Lineage: Eukaryota; Metazoa; Mollusca; Gastropoda; Aplysiida; Aplysiidae. Bases 388 to 1098 code for a protein of 236 amino acids. The transcript has 7 exons.